Messenger RNA from Aphanomyces invadans, 479 nucleotides. RefSeq lists its product as hypothetical. The transcript has a single exon. Lineage: Eukaryota; Oomycota; Saprolegniomycetes; Saprolegniales; Verrucalvaceae. The record is from RefSeq and is a predicted model, not a curated record. The coding region runs from base 143 to 460 and encodes 105 amino acids.
ACAGUGCGUUGAAUUGAGAUCCCAGGCUCCAGGAACCCUGAAUCGACACAUCUUGACGUCUUGGACUCCGAUCCUUGCGACUGUGCAAACCUGCUAGACCAAGGAUCCACACGCCCGUCAUCCAAAGGUGGGACGUCGUCGCAUGCUUAGCACAAAGCAUGAGGAGCAUGCACGAGAGAUGUCUCACUACGAUCGGCACGAAAGCAGUCAACGCGUGAAUUGUUGCGGACUCACGGCCCCCGAUACCUUAUACAAGGCAUCAGCGCUGGAGUUUGCUUCACGGACGAUAACGUAUAGCGAUUCAGGGUGUCGUCGACGCCUUGAGGCACAUGGAUGGCAUUCUCCUCAACAUGAAGCGGCGCCCUCGCCCGCCAUCAUCGUCGCCGUCGCAUCCCCCACCACGGUGCAACGGGUCACCCUCGCAAACUACAUGUUGAACAUUAUCAAUAUAAUAUUAUAAAGGUUCCUUGGAUCACCAA